Molecule: messenger RNA, 930 nt
Organism: Saccoglossus kowalevskii
Lineage: Eukaryota; Metazoa; Hemichordata; Enteropneusta; Harrimaniidae
Source: RefSeq, a predicted model, not a curated record
AUGCAAUGCAGCAUCGCAGACUCAACCCGUCGAACAUACCAAGUCGGCCAAAACCGCUACCACAACUUCUGUGACCUAUACUGGCUACCAGCAUACCCAGUCACACCACAAACAACCAUACUAUUCGCCACCUACCUAGCUCAGACUGUCGUAACGUACAAAACCAUUAAGGUCUACCUGGCAGCCAUUAUCCAUCUACACACUGACUCAGGUCAACCAGACAACAUCUCGGACAACGUACAGUUACAACGUACACUACUUGGCAUCAAAAGGUCAUUAGGGGACACCAAGAAACCACGACUCCCUAUCACUAUGAACAUUCUAAGACGCCUGAAAGAAUCACUCCGAACGCACCCGUCCAUCCACACAAAUGACAAACUCAUGCUAUGGUCAGCAUUUACGGUUGCCUUCUUUGGAUUCCUAAGAGUCAGCGAGUUUACUGCAACGUCGCCCCAGCAUUUCGACAAAACCCGUACUUUACUGAUCGAAGACACAACAUGUGCAAUCGAGCUAUACGUCCAGUUACGAGCCUCCAAAACAGAUCCAUUUCGUCAUGGCUGCAUCAUCAAAAUUGCGCCUACAUUCACCUCAGUCUGUGCCGUUCGUGCGUACACCAAGUAUCGCAGCAUCUGUGCCCCAUCACCCCAAACGCCUGCCUUCCAGUUCCACUCAUGGAGUUGGCUUACACGUCAAAGCCUAACUACCCACUUGCGUGACCUGUUGACUAGAGCUGGGAUCCAAAAUCCACGCCUGUACACAACCCACAGCUUCAGACGAGGGGCAGCAACAACCGCAGCAGAAGCGAAUGUGCCAGAUUGGUUAAUCAAGACUCUAGGAAGAUGGCGAAGCGACGCAUACCAAGUGUAUAUCGACACACCUUCGUCAACGCUACAAGACGUGCCUCGAAUUCUCUGCGGACAUUCAUCUUAG